Gasterosteus aculeatus aculeatus (three-spined stickleback) is the source of this 2870-nucleotide messenger RNA. It is a transcript of the gene srpra, whose product is annotated as SRP receptor subunit alpha. NCBI's taxonomy places the organism in Eukaryota, Metazoa, Chordata, Actinopteri, Perciformes, Gasterosteidae. The record is from RefSeq and is a predicted model, not a curated record. Gene Ontology annotation, molecular function: ATP hydrolysis activity; GTPase activity; GTP binding. Gene Ontology annotation, cellular component: signal recognition particle receptor complex; endoplasmic reticulum membrane. Gene Ontology annotation, biological process: SRP-dependent cotranslational protein targeting to membrane; intracellular protein transport.
AGAGAAGAAGAAGAAGCGGCGCGUCACUUCCGGGUUUCGCAUCUGACGUGUCUAAAACAGUUUUGCUCUGGUGGCGGAUUUCGACCCGUGGGGGAUUUCACAUCGCUUUGAUUUACAUUUGAUACGCGGUGUCAAGAUGCUAGACUUCUUCACCAUCUUCAGCAAAGGGGGGAUAGUGCUGUGGUGUUUCCAGGGAGCCGGGGUCACGGAAUCCUUCACCGGGCCUGUCAACGCUUUGAUCCGCUCCGUAAUCCUCCAGGAGCGCACCGGGAACAAUUCCUACAACCACGAGGGCCUCAGUCUGAAAUACAAACUCGACAAUGAGUUCGAGUUGAUUUUUGUGGUGGGCUUUCAAAAGAUCCUGACGCUGACGUACGUGGACAAAUUCAUAGAUGACAUCCAGCUCCAUUUUCGGGAUCGUUAUAAGAAUGAGCUGGAGCAAAAGGGGGCCCUGAGGCUAAUCAACAGCAGCUUUCAGUUUGAGGAUGACUUCCGGGUGCUUCUCAGAGAGGCGGAGGAGAGCAGCAGAGCUCGGGGCCCCGACCGCAUGCGAAGCUUUAAGGAGUCCGAGAAAUCCCAAAAAACUGUGAAGUCUAUGAUCGAGACCAAGGGAGGGGAAAAGGUCAAGGAACCGGGUGGCAAGAAGAAUAAAAAUACCAAAAAGGAGGCUCCUGCAGCUGUGCCUGUCGUAGUGGAUCAAGUGAAGGCGCCGUCCGCCGGGCACAAGGCGGUUGAGAAUGGUAACCAGGGCUACACUGCUGAGGAGAUCAUACAGAAGAACCGCGAGGAAUUCAUUCGCAGGCGCACGGUGGCUCCCCCUGAGAAAGCCACUAAGUCCCCAAAACCGCAGAAGCCCAAAGAGAAGCAGAUGCGCGUUUGGGACAUGGGCGGCAGCAGCACCAAGGCGCUGGACUACAGCGGAAGCAACGGAGAUAACUCCGAGAAUGGUGGCAAACAGAACCAGGAUGCACAAAUUGACCUGGGAAUGCAGCUGAGCUCCAUGAAGGGUGAGCUGCCGUCUGUGGACUACGAGUCCAGUGAGGAAGAGGAGGAGGAGGAGGAGGCGGAGGAAGAGGAGAGGGUGGUUGACAAUAAAACAAUCAAGAAAAUCUCCAACUCCAAGAGUGGCGGUUUUGGGGGCAUGUUUGGGAUGCUGAAGGGCCUGGUGGGCUCCAAGAGCCUGAGCCGAGAGGACAUGGAGUCGGUACUGGAGAAGAUGAAGGACCACCUCAUCGCGAAGAAUGUAGCAGCCGACAUCGCCUACCAGCUCUGUGACUCAGUAGCCAAAAAACUGGAGGGCAAAGUCAUGGGCACAUUCACCACUGUGGCCUCGACAGUAAAGCUGGCCCUGCAGGACUCGUUGGUGCAGAUCCUGCAGCCCAAGCGAAGGGUGGACAUCCUGAGGGACGUCAUGGAGGCGCAGAACCAGCGGCGGCCUUUCGUCGUUACUUUCUGCGGCGUCAAUGGGGUCGGAAAGUCCACCAACCUGGCCAAGAUCUCCUUCUGGCUGAUAGAGAACGGCUUCACGGUGCUGAUCGCGGCCUGCGACACGUUCCGCGCCGGCGCCGUGGAGCAGCUCCGCACUCACCAGCGCCGCCUGAACUCCCUGCACCCCCCCGAGCAGCACGGGGGGCGCCCGAUGGUCCAGCUCUAUGAGAAGGGCUACGGCAAGGAUGCCGCCGGGAUCGCCAUGGAGGCCAUCGCCUACGCCCGCAACCAGGCCUUCGACGUGGUGCUGGUGGACACGGCCGGGCGCAUGCAGGACAACGCGCCGCUCAUGACCGCCCUGGCCAAGCUCAUCGCGGUCAACAUGCCCGACCUCGUGCUGUUUGUCGGAGAGGCUCUGGUGGGCAACGAGGCGGUCGACCAGCUGGUCAAGUUCAACCAGGCUCUGGCCGACAACUCCAUGACAGAAAAGCCUCGGCUCAUCGACGGAAUCGUGCUCACCAAGUUUGACACCAUCGACGACAAGGUCGGCGCUGCCAUCUCCAUGACUUACAUCACCGGACAGCCCAUCGUGUUUGUGGGCACGGGGCAGACCUACAACGACCUGCGUAGCCUCAACGCCCGCGCCGUGGUCAGCGCCCUGAUGAAGGCCUGAAAAAAAACUCUCCUGCCGUGAGAUGUUCCAGCCCCGCCCACCUGCCUUCUCCCUCGUCCUCUCCCGCCGACUUUAUUCCCCACCGUAAAGGACUAGCGUGUACUUUGAAUGAUGAAAAGUUAAUUUCUCGACCUCACAUCAGUCGCAUCCAGAUGUGCAUUUCAGCUGACUAAGUGGACGUAGGCUGUACAUCUCAUCACGUCACUGGUGCAGUACAGUAAAGACUUGGAAAAAGAAAUCCGCCUCCCUACCUGGCAUUCUGUCAGUUUCCUCUCCGUGUCAGUGAGGUCAGGUGGUGAAGGUUUGCCCGAUGGGACCCGGGGGUAGCUUAGUGACCGUAGUGCCUAUUUGUCUCCAGUAGUCACCAACACGAGGAGUCCGAAUCUGUUUACCUCUACUAACACAACGCUAACUCCGGUUUGACCUACAAACCUUCUCUCCCAGAGCUCCUCGCCUACCUAACACAACUCAUAAAAAAAUGCAGACUGAUUCUUCAGUUUUUAGUUGAGGAGAAACGGGAGACAUUAUGUAAAUCUUUUUAGUUUCAGACUGCACGGCCCAUGUGGUUUGUUGAGGUUCUGUGGGCCUUUUUAUUUAUGCUUACCCCUGUAAUUCACUCUUCAUUUGUAAGAGGAACUAGGAAGUCUUAAAUGUCUCCUGCCCCCCCUUUCAUUUGUGGUAGCGCAAUAUGAAAGAAUCAAGAGUUAAAACGGGAGAAUUGAGCUAAUUUAUGAGAAUGUAAACCUUUCUAAAUAAAGCUGCAACAGCC